Messenger RNA from Cylicocyclus nassatus, 1561 nucleotides. The record is from the annotation of a GenBank genome assembly. Lineage: Eukaryota; Metazoa; Nematoda; Chromadorea; Rhabditida; Strongylidae.
AUAACGACGGCAGAGCACAACGGAGCUUCGCCACAGCGUACGUUCAACCUAUGCUUCUCAUCAGCUCAGCUGUUCUUCGUAGUGAAUGACGCCAUAAAAUUCUGAUAUCUGGUAUUCAACGCACAGUUUCAUCGCGGGUUUGGAUUUUUGGUGAAUGACGACGGUGUGGUCCCCAGGAAUAAUGGCUACGCGACACUAUGAGAGCAGCACGAGCGGGAUGAACUUCGAUCGUUUUCUCGACAAGUUUGAUGAAUCCACGCUAGUGACUAUGAAACGACAUUACUACACUGCAAAACAACUGCUAAGGACCAAACUUGGCAAGAAGGAAGAUGAGCACUUGCUUGCGUCCGAUGCUUCUCUUGAUUCGAAACUAACUUUAUUUCGAUCAGUGAGGGACACGUCGGAAAAUCUCCUGGCAUGUGUGGAAAACUAUCAAGCCUUUCUAUUAGAUGCGAUACUCUGCGAAAAUGAACUCGGAAAAUAUCUCAAAGAGCAAGGAAAGCAGGACAAAAGGAAAGAAACUGGACGAGGAAUGAUAGCAGUCGGAAGAGCUCUACUUUUUAGUAGCCAUCAAUUAGCCGCUGUACGAGUUCCCUUACUCAGGUUUUACCAAGAGUUGCAUGUAUUCGCCGAACGUGCAAUUUUCGACUGUUCACAAACGGUUGAUGCUGUCGAACGAGCUCGUCUUGAAUAUCGUGGAAGUCUGCUAUGGAUGAAAAAGACCAGUGAAGAGUUAGAUCCUGAUACCGAUCGGCAGCUAGAAAAAUUUCGAGAAGCUCAAUCAGCUGUACGAACGAAUAAGGAGCGUCUUGACAAGCUCAAAGUGGAUACGCUUCAAAAGGUUGAUCUCCUAUCCGCGUCACGCUCGAAUCUACUGUCUCAUCUUCUCGGGAAAUAUCUAGAAAUGCUUUGUGCCUAUUACGAUAAAACAUGUCGUGCCUAUACUGCACUCUCCAGUAAUCUUUCCACAUUCCAACAUUAUGAAUUUGAAAUUCUUACGGAUCUUAUCGAACCUUCCAAGAAGGUGGCAAAGAAAGUUCGCCAAGAAAGUGUCGACAAAGAAAAAACUGCGGAGUAUUCUCAACUUCCCGCCGAAGCUGAUGAACAGGAAGAGGAGUCUGUAGGAAAUCUCCUUAAUUUGGAUGAUGAACCAGAAGGUUCGCUGAAAAAGUACUUAUUCGGCCGAGAGAGCCCCAUCGACGACAACAAUCAAGAGCCCGCAGAGGAGAGACCUGAAAGUCCACUAGGAGUAUUCGAAAACGAAUUAGAGGGAGAGAAACCUUUGUCGGAGCAGUUCAACAAGAUUUCCAUUGGUCCAUUACCGCCAACCUUAAUAGACACAGAUGCUGAAGUACCACUUCUGCCACCUCCUCCACGGGCAGCACCUUUCCAGGCACAGCCUUCCACUAGUGGAAUGGGAUCUCUUACUGUCGCAAUGGCUCGAAAGAUCUCUAUCUCUAUGAUUCUUCUUGUUUUCUUGUCCUUGGUUUGUUUGAGUAUGGAUUGGUCAUUACUAAGGAAGAAUGUAGUCCUCAUCGAAGAAAGCAACAACCAGAUGUGA